Rotaria sordida is the source of this 1524-nucleotide messenger RNA. The record is from the annotation of a GenBank genome assembly. NCBI's taxonomy places the organism in Eukaryota, Metazoa, Rotifera, Eurotatoria, Philodinida, Philodinidae.
AUGAUGGUCUAUCUCAUCAACUACAGUGAAGCUAGGACCUAUCCAUUGUGGAAAGUAUUCUGUAGUGGUGUACCACUCUACCGAGGUCGCGUUGAUUCGAUCAUUAAUCCUGGUACUGUGUCCGGACAUGUGCACAAGGUGAUGGGUGGAAAUCAUUUUAGUGCUGGAGUGAAAAAUCAGUCCGAACUCGAAUUGUACGAAGUGACAAAGUCGGCCAGUUGUACGACAUGUUCGAUUCACACUGUCGAUAAUAGCAACUAUUGGCAUCCAGAUUUAUACUAUCGUUGGCCUAAUGGAACAUUCUCGCUUGUACCUAACGGUGGUCUCACGGUGUAUUAUAUUGCUCGGACUGGCAUCAAUGGAGGUCCGCAACAUGCCAAUCCUAAUUGGCAGCCAUUUCCCAAAGGUCUCCGCAUGGUUGCCGGUAAUCCAUUUCGACGACAUUUCAAUCAAUCGAUUGUCGAACAUCAUGCCAUCUCGUUCGUUUGUUUGACGGAUUUCGGCAUGCCAUCUGCGCCUGAAACAAAUGGAUUUCAAACCGAUCGAUACUUUUGUAAGAAUGGUUUUCGUAUGCAAGUCUUCUUUCCCAUGUGUUGGAACAACAAAACUUUGGAUUCACCGGAUCAUCGCAGUCACAUGGCAUAUCCAACCUCCUAUAAUGGGGGUGAUUGUCCACCAUCACAUCCUGUUCGUCUGCCGGGAAUCUUCUAUGAAGCAUUCUACUCGGUAGACCAAUUUCCACAUGGACAAGGUACACAGCCAUUUGUUCUAUCCAGUGGGGAUCCAACGGGCUACGGUUUUCAUGGAGACUUUGUAAAUGCAUGGGACACGGACGUACUCAAAGCAGUGCUUGCUGAUGAUUCGUGUAAUGCAGAGAACACCAAUAAUGGAAACAACCCUGAAAGAUGUUUACCCCUGAAAUCGUUUGUCAAGGCACGAGUCGAUGAUGAUUGUGAACUGGCCAGACCGAUUCCACUGACUGAGAACAUUGGAAUGGUCGCACCUAUUGAUCGUUUACCUGGAUGUAAUCCAAUUACUUAUUCAAAUGCCGCCAUGUGUUCGCAAGGAGCCGAACCUAGUAGCAUGAACAAUGAAGGAACAUUUCAUAUUCAGUCCAAGAUUACCGGUGGUCAUCUUACAUUUGAUAGUGCCACCGAGCGAGUGUUUGCCAAUGGUUCCACAAUCAAUCCUACCUAUCGUCAAGUGUGGGGUAACGGUUGGGCUCCUCGAAUUCAGGGACGCACAGUGCGAAAUGUGGAAAUCAACAAGCAUUUGACUAUGCAGGACAUACUCAAAGUCAAAGGUGUUGUUAUUGAUGCUUGGGAAAUUUUUUCAUUUGAGAAGCAAGUGGAUAGUGAAUAUGUGGCCAUCAAGAACUCUCGAUACGGCAAAUAUCUGAAAGUUGAAGCAGAUUUUACCAUCAGCGGUCAAGCAACAUCUAUUACUGAUGCUUGUCUCUUCAAGCUUGUUACACCCAAUGGAGGCUUUGUUCCCGAAGGCAUUAGGCUUGCUGAUCUUCAGUAA